Messenger RNA from Scleropages formosus (Asian bonytongue), 3601 nucleotides. RefSeq names its product cytokine receptor family member B12 (gene crfb12). NCBI's taxonomy places the organism in Eukaryota, Metazoa, Chordata, Actinopteri, Osteoglossiformes, Osteoglossidae. Gene Ontology annotation, molecular function: protein binding; cytokine receptor activity. The record is from RefSeq and is a predicted model, not a curated record. Gene Ontology annotation, biological process: cytokine-mediated signaling pathway. Bases 488 to 1828 code for a protein of 446 amino acids. The transcript is spliced from 10 exons. Gene Ontology annotation, cellular component: plasma membrane.
UUUAAAGGUUUUGCACCAGCGUUCUGUAACUCCGGGAAGAGUUUUUACCACACUUAGCCCGAGCACCGGAGCACUGGGUUCAAGGCUCCUCCCUCUCCAAGUUCACUGACGUCUGGCAUGCACCGUAACUGCAUGCGGCCGUGCGCUUCUGACACAAAUGUUCGGGGACUGACAGAAGAAGCUCGGCGUCUCCCUUGGCAAGCGCUCCCGAAGGAGCUGGCAUCUGCUGGUUGCUGCGCUGAAACGGGAAUAACCAGCCCAUUUUUUGCUCCCCCACCCAUCAAUUUGAAUGAGGAAGUUCACAAUGAAAAUGAGUUCCUGAACCCAAUGCACAGAUAAAUUUUCAGACACAUUUGGGAGCUCCCAUGGUCCAGGCCGACGGCACCUCGAUGCUUCAACAUGGCGGCCUGACACUUGAGGCAGGAGGUCCUUCUGGACGGACCCCUGCCACCAGCGGGUCAGAAGACAGAUUGGGUGGCUGGACACAAUGACCUGGCUGCCUUUAGCUUGCUGCAUCCUAAUGCUGUUUUUUUUGCUGGCAUCAGCAGGCAAAUUAUUACCUCCCACAAAUCUAACUGUGACUCUACUGGAUUUUGAGAUGAAUGUCAGCUGGAUUCCACAGCGGGAAAAUCCACACGACACCAAGUAUUCUGUGGAAAUUCAGGAGGCAGGGCAAAGCAACUGGACUACCUUGAAGAACUGCAGGCAGCUGAGCGGGUGGAAUUGUUCAUUUUCAUUUCCUCUGGAAUUCAACGAGCUCAUUAAAAACUACUUUGUCCGCGUGAAAGCGUUCCAUGGAGGGGAGAUCUCCAUUGCGGAUUACAAGAAGUCCAUCCAGCCAUAUGGAGGCUCACUACUGAGCGGGCCCGACCUCACAGUGAGUGUUCAGAAAGAGUCCGUCAAGGUGCUGAUACAUCAUCAGCUAGAGCCAGUGCUCCAAAACCUCAGCUACUCCCUCAACCUGACCCAAAGGACCCCAGGAAAUGACCUCCUGAUCAGCAUGGUGAACGCUGCGGUGUCCCCGUGGACGUUUCCGCGCGAGCAGUUGCGUCCCGGCCACUUGUACUGUGUGUCAGCAGCCGUCAACCACCGGCAGCAGCAGCAGCAACAUCUCGCAUCCGAGAGAUGUGUGUUCCUGCGUAAAACAUCCAGAGUCGAGGUCAUAGUCCGGAUGAUUCUGGGAACUCUGGUGCCGCUAUCUGUGCUAACGCUGCUGAUUCUGGUGGCCCUCUUCUUCUACCUCAAGCCCAGGAAUGAUGAGGCCGACAUGCCCACCGUACUGAAUGAGGUCAGCAGGACCACUACACGUACGAUGGUGGUGCCCACAGAAUGGACGGUACAGCCAGAGAUGUUCUCCCUGGAGCCCAUCAGCCGGACACCAAGGAGCUGCCCAGGCACCACUUGCCAAUAUGCCUCCCGAGAGGUUGUGCCUAAUCCCAACCGGGACAAUGCCUUGCCGGCACCAGCUGCUGAAGGUGAAGGAGAUGCUGGGUUGGAAUUCCAGGGUUCGAAAUACCAUGAAGUGAACGAUGAGGAGUGGAGCAGGAGCUCAGUCGAAAUGGACUCUGCCGAGGACAUCCCGUCCAUUGGACUUUCUGAUGGGGAUGGAACGUCACAUGUAGCCUCAUCCUCUGAAGAUGAUCCAUAUUACAGGAUUCACACAGACUCUGAGAGUUUAGAAGACAUGACGGAGGAAGGAGUGACAAAUUCCUCAGAGUACAACACAAUGCCAGAGACAGAUAACCUGGAAUCCUAUCUUACUCACCUCAGUGGGUAUGAGUCUCGCCCUGACCCAUGCUUCUCUAACAAUGAUCUUCCUCCUAAAUAACUGAAUCUCAAUCAAAAUCCACCAUGAAGGUGACCAGGGACUUAUUCAAUGAUAUGAUAAGCUGCUGACAUCAACUGGAUUUUGAAGCUCUGCUUCAGGUAUCUAGUCAGUGACCAAAGGUCAGAGGUGAUGACCAUGGUUAGAUGUAAGGACCUGGAUUUCUGUGCUCAGGGUUUACAUAAAAGGGAAAGCUCACUUUUUUCACUAUUCUUUAUAUUACAUACGGUACACAUAUUCGUGUCUCACAACUUUUCAUAUUUGUUUGUACAAAAUAAUACAUUUUUUAAGAAACCCAUUCAACCUCAGAACUCAUCUUACUGGACUUAUAAACACAGCCACCAAACUGUUUCACUGAACUGAAGUAGUCUUUGUAUUGAAAUUCCUAAGGCACUUUUUUUUUGUAAUAAAUUGUAUUGCUAGUUAAAAAUUUUGUAAUUUUUAUUUUCAUUUUAAUGUCUGCUGCAAAGUACCAUCAUGCAUGGGAAAAUAGUGAAAGGGCACAGGAAUUUUCACUGUAAACAGAACAACAUGUGAGUGUCCUCAUGAAGAAUAUGUGAUUUAUGUACAGUAUAUGACAUGUACUGUAUAUUUUUGAUAUAUAUAUAUCAAAAGGAGGAAAUAUAUAUAUAUAUAUAUAUGUAUCCAUUCUGAUGAAGAAUUUGUACAUGAUAUGGGAUUCCAAGUAAACAGAAUCAAGCAGAAACAUAACGUCUUCCAACCAUAAAGGGUGUAAGAUGAAACUGUAUGCUUUUUCUUUUUACCUUUUACACCAAACACAUUUAAGAGUUAUACCUGCAGAAGAGAUACCUGGAUUUAAAGCUGGUGGAUAUCACACUAAAUCCUGUUUAUAAAAAUCAGAAACAGAGACUGAAAAAACUGGACUGUACAAAGGUAUAAAACCGUGACAAGUGACACAACAGUGAACUUUAGUGUCGAUGGUGAAGACAUGGAAGUCGUAGACAACCUUCAUCAGUGAUGAGUGGUCAGAGGAGACGAAAGACCAGCCUUUAGAAGAGCUGCAGUUGAAAAUCUGGAGGACAGCCUCAAAUGUGCUGAUGUAUUGAUAAGAAUGUAAAUUAUAAUUGUUCAGGCAGUGAUGUUUGUCACAACGCUAUUAAUGGACGCGAAAGGUGGACAUUGAAGAAGCAGUGAAGAACAAAUGUGAAAAACGUUAACUACUUUAAACUGUGCUGCUGGAAGACAGUGAGAAAACUGGACUCUCCCCAAAGACAGUGAUGGUUGGGGGUCAGCAGUGACCCGAUGGGUGGAGUCACUCGCAAUGACAAUGGACUCAUUCCUUUAUCCCCAAAGGACACAAGCGGAAGGCAAAACAUUUUAAGCGCACUGUCUAUGGGAUUGCCUAGAGGUGACAUCGACUUCACUGCACUCACAACACUGAAGACCAAAGUUAGGCGCUUUGUCCCACCUCCAACGCGUAUGAGAGAAGAACAACUAUGGCAGCAACAGUGGAGAAAUAUGCUAGAAGUAGGUUGUCAGUUUUCUUACCUUUUACAUUUGAAAAAGUUAUAUAAAUACUGAAUGAAGAAAAAUGUAGCGCAGUUAAUUGUGCAGCAAAUCCAUGUGCUUGCUCACUGUUGAUAUCCGCUUUUCUGAGUAAAUCUACGUUUAAUCAAUGACAAUUUUUCAUGGAACCGUUCAAAGUAGAGUAAUACCUUGCCCUACGUCGUUAAAUCGACUUAAGUCGAAAAACCACGGAAAACGAAAUAACCCCUAAAAAACUGAUUUAGACCCCCUAUAAACCCCUAAUAAGCA